UGCUCAUCAAAACCAAAAGCAACAGAGUUUUUUCUGGUUGAGGAUAAUUCGUUUAUUCCGCAAUCGACUAUUUGAAUAUCUGGAUUUUCGCUUCGCAGAAGGAAAAAUCACACCAAAAUUCGGAAAUGGGAACGUCAAGUUGUCAAACAUUUCUGGCAUUCAUCCUAAAAUGCCUGAAUUUUCUUCAGGCGUUUGUUGGUGUUGCAAUGGUUAUAUACUCAGCCUAUAUGCUCAGCCAAUGGCAGCACCGGGGGGAUGAAUUUCCUCCGCCUGCUCCGUCGCAUGAUGUGUCUGGAAUUCAUUUAUCGGCUGAUGUCGUCAAUCAUCUGAAUUUGGCAUUGGGCGACAAUGCGCUCCAUGUCAAUUUCCACUCCCUCCCAGCUCCGUGGUUUAUAUAUGCGUUUAUGGGAAUUGGAGUUAUAAUAUGUUGUAUAACUUGUAUUGGAAACAUAGCGGCGGAAUCGAUCAAUGGCUGUUGCCUUUGCUCUUAUGCUUUAUUGACUACUGUAUUUCUUCUACUGGAAGUGGGUUUGGUGGCUUUAGUUGCAUUUGAUCGCCACUGGAAAAAGGAUCUCCCUUUUGACCCCACUGGAGAACUUGACAAUCUGAUGGCCUUCAUUGAGGACAACAUGGAUAUCCUUAAGUGGGUUGGCAUUGCUAUUCUUAUAAUACAGGCGUUAUCCCUACUUUUUGCAACAAUACUCAGAUCCAUGGUUUCAAGUCGGGAUGUAGAUGACGACAUUGAAGCAGAGUAUGAUUAUAGUUCGAGGGAGCCACUGCUUAUUCCUCGUCCAAGCCAGGCAUGUGGGUCACCUAGAGGUGAUUCUGACAUUUGGAGUUCAAGAAUGAGACAGAAGUAUGGGUUAAACACUGGUGACUCCAAAGCACAGUUUAUUGAAUCAAAACCCGUCAACUGAUGUGAAGCAACGAAGUAACUGAAGGCAUGAUAUGGAACAAACAAAGAGCAGCAGCAUUUCUCAAUGAGUGAAGUUCCUUCUUUCUCCAGUUUAACAAGAUGGAUGUGCACAGUCUCCAAGCAAUUUUGUUCGCCAAAUUUCCAGGUAUACGUAUAUGUUGAUAAAAGAAUAUUGGGAUGGAUAAUGUUGUAUAGGAAAAGACAAUAUUCCAGGUGUGCUAUACGGUUUGCUGUGAUUAUUUGGAAUCAAAAUGGAUUCUCAUAUUUGACUGAUAA
Molecule: messenger RNA, 1192 nt
Organism: Sesamum indicum (sesame)
Lineage: Eukaryota; Viridiplantae; Streptophyta; Magnoliopsida; Lamiales; Pedaliaceae
Product: tetraspanin-18
Cellular component (GO): membrane
Source: RefSeq, a predicted model, not a curated record